CGUGCCGCGUGCUCGUGGCGCGUUCCAGCAGGACACACGUCACAGGAAACACUUCUCUCUUCCGACAGCGAGGUCAAGAUGGCGCGCUGCAGCAUGUGAAGGGGACUCAGCCGCAGCCGGCCGUUCGUUUGAGGAACAUGUACAAAACCCCAUGUAGUAGACUGACGGGAGUCUGGAAAUGCCUUUCACGUGAUGGUUUGGUUGGUGUCGGCGUGCAGCAGAAGCUCAUUGCAAAUGUGGCCAGGAGUCACAUGAGUGCCAGGCGUCUGAUUCAGCUCUGCAGGAGAGAUCAAGCAGAAUGGAUGACGUUCCAGCAUCUCUGCUUUCUGAAGAGACAGUAUGUGAAGAGCAGCAGCGUUCUCUGCCAGAGAGCGAGACCCAAACAGGAGCAUGUUGCCUCUGUGCUGGAUGAUCGAGAUGAUUCAGUGGUCCGUCAGGUUCAGCAGAUACCAGCCUUAAAGCCUGAACCAGGCACUGUGGCUCCACCAUGUGACCCCACUGAACCAGAAGCAGCCAGGGCAGCCCGCUUGGAAGCCCGGCAAUGGAAAGAGUUAAAGGUCGAAUACAGUGAUUUACCAGGGAUUUACGCACGGCUCUCCAAACUUAAAUUAACAGCUCUUGUGGUUACUACGGCAGCUGCUGGCUAUGCAAUGGCUCCAGUGCCCUUUGACCCUGUCACUUUUUUGAUGGCUUCAGUCGGAACGUGUCUCUCCUCCUGUACAGCCAAUUCCAUCAAUCAGUACUUUGAGGUGCCCUUUGACUCAAAUAUGAAUCGUACCAAAAACAGACCUCUGGUUCGAGGACAGAUCAGCCCUCUGCAUGCCGUGUCAUUUGCUCUGGCGUGUGGCAUCCCAGGUGUGACCCUGUUGACCCUGGGUGUAAAUCCCCUGACUGGCUUCCUGGGUGCCCUGAACAUCUUCCUGUACACGUGCUGCUACACUCCCCUGAAACGCCUCAGCAUCACCAACACCUGGGUGGGUGCCGUGGUGGGCGCCAUCCCUCCUGUAAUGGGCUGGACAGCAGCCACUGGCUCUCUCGAUCCAGGAGCACUCUUACUGGGAGGUUUCCUGUUCUCCUGGCAGUUUCCUCACUUUAAUGCACUAAGCUGGAAUCUAAGAGAGGACUAUUCACGUGGUGGGUACCGAAUGAUGUCCGUCACCCAUCCUGGCCUUUGUAAACGCGUGGCCCUCCGCCAUAGCGUAGGCCUGAUUGGCCUCUCAGCCUUGGGCCCCGUGCUGGAUGUCACCACCUGGACGUUCCCCUUAGUCUCUCUGCCCAUUAACCUUUACAUCAGCUACCUGGCUUUCAGGUUCUAUCGCUAUGGCGACAGGCAGAAUGCCCGGAAGCUGUUUUUCUGUAGUCUUUGGCACCUGCCCAUGCUGCUGCUGCUGGCCCUCACCUGCAAGAAGAGCCGCGUGCCGCAGGACGAGGCACCUGUGGCUCCCAGCACACCGUCUCCGGCUCUGUAGAGCAAACUCAAUCCCCUGCUAUCUUCAUACUGGCUAGAUAACUGCUAUCAGCCUUAAAAGUAAUCAUCUUGGAGCUAAAAACACACCAAAAGUGUGUACCUUGGAAAGGGAAGUCAUAACCUCUUUCCAUUGUUGUAAAAGUUUCUGUCAGGGAAAAAUAACAAUAUAAAAAUCCCUGAAUUCACUCAGGUAACUUGUACACAGAUUAAUGCUAUGUGUGUGUAAAUAGAUUCUAUAUUUAUUUGACGCAGCCCCCUGUUGUCUGUAAAUUCGUAGACCAAUUUGUGUCUAUGUGGGUCACUUAAAUAAAGACGA
Molecule: messenger RNA, 1784 nt
Organism: Cyprinus carpio (common carp)
Lineage: Eukaryota; Metazoa; Chordata; Actinopteri; Cypriniformes; Cyprinidae
Gene: cox10
Product: cytochrome c oxidase assembly factor heme A:farnesyltransferase COX10
Biological process (GO): heme biosynthetic process
Cellular component (GO): mitochondrion; mitochondrial membrane
Molecular function (GO): protoheme IX farnesyltransferase activity
Source: RefSeq, a predicted model, not a curated record